Aptenodytes forsteri (emperor penguin) is the source of this 758-nucleotide messenger RNA. It is a transcript of the gene ALX4, whose product is annotated as ALX homeobox 4. The transcript is spliced from 3 exons. The record is from RefSeq and is a predicted model, not a curated record. The coding region runs from base 51 to 758 and encodes 235 amino acids. Gene Ontology annotation, molecular function: DNA-binding transcription activator activity, RNA polymerase II-specific; RNA polymerase II transcription regulatory region sequence-specific DNA binding. Gene Ontology annotation, biological process: regulation of transcription by RNA polymerase II. NCBI's taxonomy places the organism in Eukaryota, Metazoa, Chordata, Aves, Sphenisciformes, Spheniscidae.
AGAGCAGUUUGGGAGAGGCUGAUUUGCAGCCGAGCUCCGACCCUUCGGGAAUGGACAGCAGCUACCUCAGCGUGAAGGAGGCCGGGGUGAAAGUGCCCCAGGACAGGGCCAGCACGGACCUCCCCAGCCCCAUGGACAAGGCCGACUCGGAGAGCAACAAGGGCAAAAAGCGGAGGAACCGCACCACCUUCACUAGUUACCAGCUGGAGGAGCUGGAGAAGGUCUUCCAGAAGACCCACUACCCAGACGUCUAUGCCAGGGAGCAGCUAGCCAUGAGGACAGACCUCACUGAGGCUCGCGUACAGGUGUGGUUCCAGAACCGGCGAGCGAAAUGGCGCAAGCGGGAGCGGUUCGGCCAGAUGCAGCAGGUCCGGACCCACUUCUCCACUGCCUACGAGCUGCCCCUGCUCACCCGUGCUGAGAACUAUGCUCAGAUCCAGAACCCUUCCUGGAUCGGCAACAAUGGCGCCGCCUCCCCCGUGCCCGCCUGCGUCGUCCCCUGCGAGACAGUGCCCUCCUGCAUGUCCCCCCAUGCUCACCCCCACGCGGCCAGCGGCGUCUCCGAGUUCCUCGGCGUCUCCGGCCCCGGCAGCCACGUGGGACAGACUCACAUGGGCGGCCUCUUUGGCACGGCCGGGAUGAGCCCCGGCCUCAACGGCUACGAGCUAAACAGCGAGCCGGACCGCAAGACCUCCAGCAUCGCUGCCCUGAGGAUGAAAGCGAAGGAGCACAGCGCCGCUAUCUCCUGGGCAACAUGA